AUGCUUGCAGAGCUCAGGACUUUCGGGUUGCAGCAGAAGACUGGAGAUGAGUCCUUAGGGAUAAUUCAGAAGAUGCUGUUGGAAGUCGAAGUUGGCAGUCCGCUGGGUUCGGACAAGUUGAAGGUGCGGCUGACGACUGAGAUCAACGCUGGACAUUAG
Molecule: messenger RNA, 159 nt
Organism: Peronospora matthiolae
Lineage: Eukaryota; Oomycota; Peronosporomycetes; Peronosporales; Peronosporaceae
Source: the annotation of a GenBank genome assembly